GGGGAGCGAGCAGCCAGCCGCAGCCGGCCGGAGGGGGUUGCAGCCGGUGGCGGACGGCGCGGAGCGGAAGCGGAGGUUAGAUAAAGGAGGCUAUAUUCUUGGUGUGGAUUGCUACCCGUGAUAAGAACAUGUCGUCCAUCUUGCCAUUCACUCCGCCAGUUGUGAAGAGACUGCUGGGAUGGAAGAAAUCUGCAGGGGGAUCUGGAGGAGCAGGGGGAGGAGAGCAGAAUGGACAGGAAGAGAAGUGGUGUGAGAAAGCAGUUAAAAGUUUGGUGAAGAAGCUAAAGAAAACGGGACGAUUAGAUGAGCUUGAGAAAGCCAUCACCACUCAAAACUGUAAUACUAAAUGCGUUACCAUACCAAGCACUUGCUCUGAAAUUUGGGGACUGAGUACACCAAAUACGAUAGAUCAGUGGGAUACAACAGGCCUUUACAACUUCUCUGAACAAACCAGGUCUCUUGACGGUCGUCUUCAGGUAUCUCAUCGAAAAGGACUGCCACAUGUUAUAUAUUGCCGACUAUGGCGCUGGCCAGAUCUUCACAGUCACCAUGAACUGAAAGCAAUUGAAAACUGCGAAUAUGCUUUUAAUCUUAAAAAGGACGAAGUAUGUGUAAACCCUUACCACUACCAGAGAGUUGAGACCCCAGUUUUGCCUCCGGUAUUGGUACCCCGGCACACUGAGAUCCUGACGGAACUGCCACCUCUGGAUGAUUAUACCCACUCUAUUCCAGAAAACACUAAUUUCCCAGCAGGAAUUGAGCCACAAAGUAAUUAUAUCCCAGAAACGCCACCUCCUGGAUAUAUCAGUGAAGAUGGAGAAACAAGUGAUCAGCAGUUGAACCAAAGUAUGGAUACAGGAUCUCCAGCAGAACUAUCUCCUACUACUCUUUCCCCUGUUAAUCAUAGUUUGGAUUUGCAGCCAGUUACUUAUUCAGAACCUGCAUUUUGGUGUUCAAUAGCAUAUUAUGAAUUAAACCAGAGGGUCGGAGAGACCUUUCAUGCAUCACAACCCUCACUCACUGUAGAUGGAUUCACAGAUCCUUCAAAUUCAGAGAGGUUUUGCUUAGGUUUACUCUCCAACGUCAAUCGAAAUGCCACAGUAGAAAUGACAAGAAGACACAUAGGAAGAGGUGUGCGCUUAUAUUACAUAGGUGGGGAAGUUUUUGCUGAGUGCCUAAGUGAUAGUGCAAUCUUUGUGCAGAGCCCCAACUGUAAUCAGAGAUAUGGCUGGCAUCCUGCAACAGUGUGUAAAAUCCCACCAGGCUGUAAUCUGAAGAUCUUCAACAACCAAGAAUUUGCUGCUCUUCUGGCUCAGUCCGUUAAUCAGGGUUUUGAAGCCGUGUAUCAGCUAACUAGAAUGUGCACCAUAAGAAUGAGUUUUGUUAAAGGCUGGGGAGCAGAAUAUCGGAGGCAGACAGUUACAAGCACUCCUUGCUGGAUUGAACUUCAUCUGAAUGGACCUCUACAAUGGUUGGACAAAGUAUUAACUCAGAUGGGAUCCCCUUCAGUGCGUUGCUCAAGCAUGUCAUAAGGCUUCGUCACCAAUCAAGUCCCAUCAAAAGACUUAAAAUGUAACAACUCUUCUGUCAUAGUAUUUGUGUGUAGUCCCCAUGGACUGUUUACGAUCCAAACAUUCAAGAAAGAAAACAGCACUUGAGGUCUCAUCAAUUUAAAGCACCUUGUGGAAUCAGUUUCCUAUAUUUGAAUCUUAGAUGGGAAAUUUAGUGUCUAGAAAUUCCCUCCCAUAAAGGAAGAAAAGAAGAAAUUAAAGACUGACUGAUGUCUUGUUGGGCAUAAAACAGAGUGUCCCAAAGGUUUAUUAAUAACAGUAGUAGUAAUGUGUACAGGUAAUGUAUCAUGAUACAGUAUCACAGUAUUGUGCUGUUUGUAUACAUUUUUAGUUUGCAUAAAUUAGGUAUGUGUGUGUGUGCUGCUUCUUGAUUUAGGCAAGCCUUUAUAGUUACAGUACCUAAUCUGUUAUUCCCACUUCUCCGUUAUUUUUGUGUGUCUUUUUUAAUAUAUAAUAUAUAUCAAGAUUUUCAAAUUAUCAUUUAGAAGCAGAUUUCCCAUGUAGAAAAAUUAAUUUUUUGCCAUUUACCAAAAAUAAACUCUUGGGGGUAAGAAAA
Suncus etruscus (white-toothed pygmy shrew) is the source of this 2127-nucleotide messenger RNA. RefSeq names its product SMAD family member 2 (gene SMAD2). Gene Ontology annotation, cellular component: heteromeric SMAD protein complex. The record is from RefSeq and is a predicted model, not a curated record. Gene Ontology annotation, molecular function: DNA-binding transcription factor activity, RNA polymerase II-specific; RNA polymerase II cis-regulatory region sequence-specific DNA binding; I-SMAD binding. The transcript has 12 exons. Gene Ontology annotation, biological process: cell differentiation; SMAD protein signal transduction; BMP signaling pathway. The coding region runs from base 129 to 1532 and encodes 467 amino acids. NCBI's taxonomy places the organism in Eukaryota, Metazoa, Chordata, Mammalia, Eulipotyphla, Soricidae.